AUGAGAUCUUUCUUAUCUUUCCUUCACCUUACUCUUUUGGCUGUUGAGAAACUGUGGACAUUUGAGGAAUAAAUAAUAUUGAGAAUGUGACAGAAGGACAUGAAUGGAAGGCGGUUAAAAAUAAACCAGGAGGUGGGAGAAGGGAGGUGCAGAUGCUACGCGGCGCUCCAGGGGCAACCCAGGGGAUGGGGCGAGUGCGCCCUGCUUAAUGUGCCAGAGCGGGAACCCAGGUCUGGAGGCUAGGGCGCAAUUAAAGAUGUCGUUCCCCCAACGAGGUGGGGUUUAGAUUCAGCAUCAUUUUCGUUUUGCCUGAUCCCAGCCUCACCGUUCCUCUCCUUUGCGAACAGCUGAUGAGCCGGUGAAGUGCUUCUUGUGAAUGAUUCUAGCCAAAGGAUGCUCUUCAUUUCCUGCUUUCUAUGGAGACCUCAGUGUUGAGUUUGCCUCUGCUGGAACUGCGUCUACCACCUUCUCUACCUUCCAAGGUCUUUGCCUCUAUCUACAACCUGGCAUUGUCUGUGGGUCCAUGAAGGCUUGGAUGACCUUAGAGGGAAGGUCUGGGAGUCCACCCUCAUAGACUAAGCAGCAAUGGCUGGGCAUAUUUUAAGCCGCAUUUUAACAUGGGUCAAGCCAUCAGUAGAAGGCAAGUGCUAAGACUAAAGACUUAUUUGAAUUUUAUUUAAAUUAGAUGGACUGGGCCUUGGCCAAUUUCCAUGCAAGAAAAAGUAUAUUUCAUUUUCUAGGCACAACUUCUGAGUGUCAGAUACUUGCUGUCUUUGAGUCUUGUGGCGUCAUCACCGGACAGCAUCCCAGACAGACUUCCAGAUUUGAACAUCUACCCCCCAACACGUAGGUGUAUGGGAGACCACAUCAUUUCAUGACUUAUGUUUGAGGAACACUAGGCUGUUGUCUAGACGAGGCAAGCUCUGGAAAGCAACGCCGAGUCUCUGAGAAGAGGGAGCAUAGGCUGUGCUGAUUUAAAAACAGAAAAUGCAAAGUUGGACUGAAAAUAUCCCACGUCUUCUAAGCAAUCUGCUUAAGGCUUCCAAACUUACCUUAAUUUGGUAAGAAAAUAAGCUGCCCUAUUUUUCUUUCUUCUUCUCUUACAACUGGAAGCAGCCAUUUCCCCAAACCACCACCAUGGAAGUGGCGAUGGUGAGUGCCGAGAGCUCAGGGUGCAACAGCCAUAUGCCUUAUGGUUAUGCAGCCCAGGCCAGGGCCCGAGAGCGGGAGAGACUCGCUCACUCCAGGGCAGCUGCAGCUGCUGCUGUCGCAGCUGCCACGGCUGCUGUCGAAGGCACUGGGGGUUCUGGUGGAGGCCCCCACCACCAUCAUCAGACACGUGGGGCCUACUCCUCCCAUGAUCCUCAAGGUAGCCGUGGAAGUAGAAGGAGGAGGCGUCAGCGAACUGAGAAGAAGAAACUCCACCACAGGCAGAGCAGUUUUCCUCAUUGCUCAGACCUGAUGCCCAGUGGCUCUGAAGAGAAGAUCCUGAGGGAGCUAAGCGAGGAAGAGGAAGACGAGGAGGAGGAAGAGGAGGAGGAGGAGGAGGGAAGGUUUUACUAUAGUGAAGAAGACCAUGGGGAUGGGUGUUCGUACACAGACCUGCUGCCACAGGAUGAUGGGGGUGGUGGCGGCUACAGUUCAGUCCGCUAUAGUGACUGCUGUGAACGUGUGGUGAUAAAUGUGUCUGGUCUACGCUUCGAAACCCAAAUGAAAACUUUGGCCCAGUUUCCAGAAACUCUGUUGGGAGACCCUGAGAAGAGGACUCAGUACUUCGACCCUUUGCGCAAUGAGUAUUUUUUUGAUCGGAACCGACCCAGCUUUGAUGCCAUUUUGUAUUAUUACCAGUCAGGAGGCCGCCUGAAGAGACCAGUCAAUGUCCCCUUUGAUAUCUUCACCGAGGAGGUGAAGUUCUAUCAGUUGGGAGAGGAAGCCCUGCUCAAGUUCCGGGAGGAUGAGGGCUUUGUGAGAGAAGAGGAGGACAGGGCUCUGCCAGAAAAUGAAUUUAAAAAACAGAUUUGGCUUCUCUUUGAAUAUCCAGAGAGUUCUAGCCCUGCCAGGGGUAUAGCCAUUGUGUCUGUCCUGGUCAUCUUAAUCUCUAUUGUCAUAUUUUGCCUGGAAACCUUGCCGGAGUUCAGGGAUGAUAGGGACCUUAUUAUGGCCCUCAGUGCAGGCGGGCACAGCAGAUUGCUGAAUGACACCUCGGCACCCCACCUGGAGAACUCAGGGCACACAAUAUUCAAUGACCCUUUCUUCAUCGUGGAGACAGUGUGUAUUGUGUGGUUUUCCUUUGAGUUUGUGGUUCGAUGCUUUGCUUGUCCCAGCCAAGCACUCUUCUUCAAAAACAUCAUGAACAUCAUUGAUAUCGUCUCCAUUUUGCCUUACUUCAUCACUCUGGGCACUGACCUGGCCCAACAGCAGGGGGGUGGCAAUGGCCAGCAGCAGCAGGCCAUGUCCUUUGCCAUCCUUAGGAUCAUUCGUCUGGUCCGAGUAUUCCGGAUCUUCAAGCUCUCCAGACACUCCAAAGGCCUGCAGAUCCUGGGCCACACCCUAAGAGCCAGCAUGCGGGAACUGGGCCUUCUUAUCUUUUUCCUCUUCAUCGGGGUUAUCCUCUUUUCCAGCGCUGUGUAUUUUGCAGAGGCGGAUGAACCCACUACCCAUUUCCAAAGCAUUCCAGAUGCGUUUUGGUGGGCUGUGGUAACCAUGACAACUGUGGGCUAUGGGGACAUGAAGCCCAUCACAGUCGGGGGAAAGAUUGUGGGGUCCCUGUGUGCCAUUGCGGGUGUCUUAACCAUUGCUUUGCCUGUGCCGGUGAUUGUGUCUAACUUUAACUAUUUCUACCACAGAGAGACUGAAAAUGAAGAACAGACCCAGCUGACACAAAACGCAGUCAGUUGUCCAUACCUACCUUCUAAUUUGCUCAAGAAAUUUCGGAGCUCCACUUCUUCUUCCCUGGGGGACAAGUCAGAGUAUCUAGAGAUGGAAGAAGGGGUCAAGGAAUCAUUAUGUGGAAAGGAGGAGAAGUGUCAGGGAAAGGGAGAUGAGAGCGAGACAGAUAAAAACAACUGUUCUAAUGCAAAGGCUGUGGAGACUGAUGUGUGAAUUGUUCUCUCCACCUGCCACUGUCCCCCCAUCUCCAAAUAUAUUCAUACAUAGAGAAUGCAGUUAUGAAAAUGAGAUAUGCAAACGAUUGCACUGCAUACAGUAAUAUGCUGUUUAAUGGUAAUACAUGGCAUAAUUGUGACUAAACGUGUAUUGCAUAUCAAAUAAAUGAUACAUCUUGGAGAAGAGGGAGGCAUUAAAAACAGCAGAUCUAUCUUUAUAUUUUUUAAUAGAAUGCAAGAAUUUUGCACAUAAUGGGAAAAAUGUUAAUAGUAAAGGUGGUUCUGAGGAGAGUGAGUGUGUGUGUGUGAGAGAGCGAGAGAGUGUGUGUACCUGGGUAUGUAAGUAAAUUGUCAACACUGUUGGGAAUUGUGCCGUGAUGGAAAAAGUUGGCAUUCUGAAGUAUUUACUAUGUAAGAACUAAUGAAUUUGAGCAGUCUUUUACCAGUGUUUUAAUAACAUCUCCUAUGUCUUUGGAUUCUGUAGUUGUUUUUUAGAAAUUAUAAGAAUUACUGUGUAGAAAAAAGAGAAAGUAAAUUAUUUAAUAGAAUAUAGGUCACAAUUUAAUCUUGGAUUUAAUUAAAGUUUAUUUUUAACUGGAAAUUAACUUUUGAAAAGGCUGCAGGGGCCUUUAGAAAUUGAUUAUAUUUUAUUAUUAAUUUUGGGGAGAUAUAAUAGCAAAUGCCUAACAUUCUGGAGGAAAUGUAACAAGUUUUGUUCACAGGUCUUAAAACUGGAUUUUUUUUUCUUUUGCACUACUUUCUAUGCCGAAGCCCGAGAGAGACUUCAUACUAUGAAUGUUUACUAAUGCACCAAUCAGUUCAAUGACAAUCAUUGGAAGAAUGGGUUCUUCGUCUCAUUUAUUGUUCUCUUCCUUUCGUGAGACUAAUGGCCACACAAAUAACAGCACAUGAUUCCUGCUUUAAAAUCCGAACAACUCAUCUACAAAGGGACUAUGAAGUAACGUUCAGCAGCCGAAUCUUUUGAAAUUGGUUUGUUACGAUGAUGCUUCAGAAACCAUACUAUUUUCAAUACUCUUCUGCCUUUUAAGUCCAGAAUAAUUUAACCAAAGUUAUUGCAUGCACAGAGAGAAUUCUUGGAGAAAUAAGGCACCCAGCAGCUACAGCAAUUAUGGCUUAAGAUCUUUUUAUUAAAUAUGCAACAAAAUGCUAGAUUUAAGUCCCUUUUGUGUAUGUGUGUGUGUGUCUGUGUGUGUCUGUGUGUGCAGCUGCAAAAACAAAACAGAACACGAAAUGUGGGGAUUCGCCUCAAAUGCUAAAGCACUCUGCUAAAUCAGAGUUAGGGAAGAAUGGUUUUAGAGCAUUUGGUUUCCCAAUGGUCAUUGUAAAUCAUUAUCAUCUUUAUCACAGGGGCUUCCUGAGGAUUAUACUUCCAUUUACCUCACAAUAGCUAUUCUUGAGUUUGGAGUAGGAACAAGGAAUGCACCACGAACAACUGUAGCACCAUAAAAUACAGCUCAGAACACUCAGUAUAAACACAUAGGAGGCAUUACUAAACAAUUCAUUAAAACAAAACAAAAUCUUCUUUAUAAAUGGUUGCCCUGAGCAUUGGGAAGAAAUCCCAUGUCCACUAUUUCAGUCCAUAGCAAACGUGAACAAAAACAAACAAAAAAAGAAACACCCGCUCACCCUUUCUUGUCAGAUUUUUCAAAUGCUUUUGGUCCAGGAAAUCACUGGAUACAUUUUACCUCUCCUUUAACAGUAUUUGAAAUGAAAAGAAUUCUAGUAAAUCAAUAUCUUUGUUCCUGUCUUUUCUCUACACUUUGCUAGAACUCCAUCUGGAGAUGGAAAGGCAGCAAGCAGUGGAGGUGCUUGAAGAACUUGGUGCCACCUUGUGAUUAGGACUCCAGAGAUAAUAUUCUGAUUCUAAUACAUUGUAUUGAGAAAAGUGUAGUGAGAGUCUGACAGGCAUGGCCAUAAUCCCUUCACAAUACUCACUGAAACGUGUUUACACCCCAUUUUUUUUAUGAGUAGAAAAUCAUUUUAAAUUAGAGGAAUAGGGAAACAGUAAGAGGGAAGCUUGGGAACCUGAAAUGUCCAGUUUCAUGCAAAUACCUGAUAUGAUAAUUUCUCCAGUACAGCCCAUUUAUUUAGUAUUUUGUGAAAAUAACAGUAAUUGUUUGUGAUCAGGAGGAAAAAUCAUUCUGAAUUUCUUUGCUCUUUGUUUCGUUGACAUUUCCUUCCUAAAUCAGAAAAGUUGUAUUAAAUUUAUUUGAUGAUAUAGGUAUUAAUAAUUCUCAGACUACAUUAGUUACAAACAAUUAAGAGUCCCAGGGCUUCCCUGAACUCACAGAGUGGUUUGUUGUUGCUUGUUUGUUUGGAAACUGCUGGAAUUCCUAGUCAUGUGCUUUCAUUCCAAAUAUUAUUAGAAUGUCAUUCAAAGUGUGUUUUCCUCUAUGCAAAAUGCAUUUAUCUUAGAGUGUGUCUAUUGAUUCUACAUUGAGAAGAAACUUCAAAGCCCCCUUGCCUUGAGUUUGGGCAUUUCUGCAUGAAGUACUUGUUCAUGUGAAAGUUGGGUGUCCAGUACAGCUUUGAGUUAACAGUCAAUUCCCAAGUUGAAGCUAUUCAAAGUACUUUGGAACCCUUUGUGAAGAUUUCCUACUGGGGAAAAUGCUGCUGUAUAAACUGAUUUAGGAAACUGUAUUUUCUUAGAUGCCAAUAAGUAGGUUUGAAAUACAUACAGGUUCACCAUACAGGGAAGAAAAAAAGAAAGUGAUCCCUAUUCAAAAUCAGGAUGCUUGAGGACAGAGGUCCUUUUCAGAUGUCAUUAGAUACAUUCUUCUUUCUUGCAAAUGGCUAAAAAAGGAAGCCGAGAUGCCCAAUGGUUAUGGGGAAGUAAGGAGGGAUAUAUAGGAUAUAAAUGCCUUUUAUUUCUGUGAAGGGGAGCCUAUUUCUGGUAGGUGCCAGAGGAGUGACAUCUAGUUCAGGGUAUCAUGAGAACUGGUGGUUAACUGUGGGUAGUCUAUGUCAUUUGAUUCUUAGGGUUCAUUAUUUCUUUACUUUCAUUUUAAAGUGAAAACUGGAAUGUUGGUGGUACAUUGUUAUUCGGUUGCUUUCAGUAGCUAAAUUCCACCAUGGAGUUGAUAUGACUAUUUUGCUUUAACUAAACAAACCAAACAUCAUCUGUGUAGCUUAGGUAUUUUCUCUUAAGUAACAACAACAUAAUAUUUGUAAUCACUGUUAGAUUAACUGAAAAAACAGGAGUUGGAGAAUUUUAAAAUAUAACCCAAAAUGAAUGAAUAGAAUGUAUUUUGAAGCUCUUUAUUCUACAAUCUUAUAAAGGAAAGGGACUCAAUUAGUACAGAAUACCUCCUCUGUCUCCAGUUGAAUAAGUACAGUGAAGGUUGGUAAGUAAAUAUUUUUAUUUCUUGCUUUGUUGAAGAACAGUGUUGUCAUAGUGUUCUGACCUAUGCUGGGAACUCAUGCUUGGACACAUGUAGUAAUUCUCAAAUUCUUUUGCAUUCCUUGUCAAGUUUAUGUUACAUAGGACCAUUGAAGCUUUAUAAAACAAAACAAAAACCCUUUUCAUUAAUCAUGCAUAUGUUUAAAUAGAACCCAGACUAUGAAUAAGAUAUAACAAAAGAAAAUAUACAGAGUUAACAGAUACAUUGUUCUAGUUCUUAAAAAGUCAUUAUUAAUUAAUAGAAAUAAUUUUCUUCUGAUUUAAAUAAUAGUGGCUCCCUGCUUUUCAAAACAAUCAGAAAUGGUCUUGUCCAUUGCUAGUUUACAGGGUAGUGGUUAUCUAUCAUAUUAAUAUUAUUACUAAGUAAACUGGAAAUAUAUGUAGGUUUUCUUUCUUUUUUUUUUUUUUCAGUGCUCCCGUGGUGAUGUGCUCAUGUGCUCCAUGCCUAGUGUAACAUCCCUUUUUGUGUCUUUUUUGUUUUAUUGAUGCAGUUUAGAAUGGUUAUGGGCUGUCAUUCAGUGACAAAAGUGCCUGUUCCAGGAAAUCUUCUUGACCCAAAAGUCAUUCUGCAUUCUGCAAGGGACAUUUGAUGUGGACAAAAGGUACCUCUUGGCUUUCCUGCUGAAAAGAAACUUGAUUCUAAGUAUAGAAAUUUCCAGACCAAUGUAACUUUCCCAGGUUAGACCAUGAUUUUGCUUUCUAAUAAUGAGAUCUGAAUUCCUAUUUGAAAGAAGGUUGAUGGAGUAGUUUUUGUUCAAGAUCAAAGGAGCUAAAGCUAUUUUUUGCAGUAAAUGGGAAUAUGCACUUCUAAAAAGUAAAUUAAGAUUAGGACUUGUGAUAGGAAUUUUAUUUCUGGCUUCGUUGUCUGUUUCCAUAGCAGUCCUGAUUCCUCACAGUAUCUUCUUCAUAAAAGUAUGCUAAUAUGUAUCAGGCCAUCUGGCCCAAUUUGAGGUUCAGAAAAUUCAAUCAUUUUGGGGGGAAGGUAGAAAGAUAAAACCCAGCCAUGACUUGGUUGCUUUGAAGAACAUACCACAUGUUCAUCAGCUGAGGCUCUAAGGGAGACUCAAGCACUCUCCAUUCAGGCUUUAGAAUCAGAGUUGAUUUAGAAGACCAAUUCAGUGAUCCUGAAUGCCGCCUUAUCACUGCUGGAAACUGUUCUCUAAUGACUGAGCCAUAGUGGGAAUGACCUAAGCUUUAGUUUGAAUUCAUUUGCUGUUUGUUACUGGAGUUCUGAAAUGUGAAUUUGUGUACGGUCACCAGCAUCUAAACAACUUUGGUAUUUGAUCCAGAAUAGUUAAUUAACCCUGGCUUUCUGAUCUGGGAAUGAUCUAUUUUGCAGAUUACUCAAAGUUGGUUUUUUUUUUUUCCCCUUGGCUUGCCUUUACCCAAGCUCUGGAUUCAAUUUCCUAGAGAUACAUAGACAUUUUGUGAAAAUGCAAAACCAUAAUAUAGUGAUAGAGUAUGCAGAUCUGAACAUAGUGUCACGUGCCUUGAAUCUUAGCACUUGAGAAGCUGAGGCAGGGAGAUCACCAGUUCAGGACCAACCUGAGCGACAUGAGGGGUUUCAGAGAUACAUAUCAAAACCAAAACACAGUGUUAACAACAACAACAACAACAACAACAACAACAACAACAACAGCGGCAGCACCAAAAAUUAGAAAAAUAAGCAAACUUUAAUUGUGUGGCUAAGUCUGGUGAGCCAGUGCAGGAAAUUACUCAGGGUUAAAUAUGAAAUACACAGAGCGGUUUUGUCACAGUUCCUGUGGUUUUCUGAGAUAAUGAGGUGGUGACUGUCACAGAGGUUGGUGGAAAACAGAAGCUAUUGGCAGAUCAAAUAUGCAGGUUAGUGUUCUCUGAAAUGUUAGGUGACGUGUCGGCAGUAUUAUUAACAGUCCUCUAGGAAAACCAAAUACUUAUAGAAGAUGGUCUCCCCUCUUCUAGAUAUGUGUAAAUGUGCUUGAUUUAAAAUUUUUCCAUGUCCCAAGAGAGCAAACACAUUUCUGUCCCCAAGUUCUCGAGUUGCUGCUUACUGAGGAUCCUGUCACUUUUAUAAGCAGUCAAAGCAGUCAUACAAGUCUGCGAGUAUCAAGGAAAUCUGCGCCAAUGAGUUUUAUUUGUUUGAGAAUCAUCAUCUUCCCAUAUCAAACAUUUAUAAGUUACAUGUAUUAUGCAUUUCUUUUUCUGCCUUUAUUAGGACAAAAUAUGUUUAAGCAAAUGAACAGUUUGAGGUAUGGCAAAAAGACAAUCUGAAGGGAAAUGAUGCAGUUUUCUAUUAGUAGGAAAAUAUGUAUUGUGAAAACAUGAUGAUAUUAUUUGAGUACUGAAAAAAAUCUUUCUUAAGCUUUGGGUUGGAUUUUGUGUCUUAAACCUGCAAUGACAUUAGGAUUACCCUCUGAGGAGGUCUGUGGGGUCUAGACACAUGGCAUGUCAGUCUUAGGAAAAAAAAUAAAAGCUUGGUUUUUUAUGAGACAUUUAAAAUGUUUAUUUUUGUGCACAUCCUUUCCAUUCCAUAAAAGAUGUAUAUGGAAGGAAAGGAACUGUGGAUCUACCUAGAAUUUUCUAGAAUUAGUCUUACCUAAAACUAUUAUCCGUCUGUGCUGUUUCUUCUGUCUGUGGCUUGACAUAUCUCCUCAAUUGUCUCAGCUUUAAUUAUAGCAUUAAAAAGCUUUAUAUUAUUGUUUCUGGAACAUGUCCCAAACCUCUCAUAGUCUCUGAAGGCAUUCACGUAAAAUAGUUGAAUAAUAUGGGCUCUUUUACAAGACCAGGUGGCAAUGAUCUGAACCCUUGCUCAGUCAUGAUAAGGACCAUAUUAGGUAGCUUGAAGAUGCAUGUUGUUCUAUUUAUAAACUGAAUAUGCUGGCACUUGAAUGGAUUGGUGAUUUCCCCAAAGAACCCUCAUGGCGUUGAUAGCACCUGAGUGAGUCUUUCUUUUCCUUCUCAAUGGUAGGGAUCAUGAUCCAAAUGAGGCUUUCAGUUACUAUCAGGCAGAAUAGAAAAUAAUUAAUGAGGCUGUCUCUGGAUUGAAGUCUGUGAAGAGGUUACAGACUCCCUAGGGAAUGCCUUUGGACUAAGCUUUAUUUGUAUAUUUACUUGCCAUUUCUGCUUGAAGCCAAAUUUUAAUAUUUUAAAAAUAUUUUAUUAAUUAUUGAGAAUUCCAUACUUUGUAUUUUGAUCAUAUUUCUUCCUCUUCUAUCUCUUUCUGGAUGUAUCCCCCAUUCCAUACUGCCCAAUUUGUGUCCACACUAAAAAAUAAAAUAAAGACAAGUAGUGUUACCUAUCUAUCUAUUCUUGGCUAUAUGUCACUCACUGGAAUGUGUUUGGUCUACCAGGAGCAGCCCUUAAAGAAACUCACUGUUCUCCCACAAGUUUUAAAUUGAAGGUUGAUUGUUUUAAUAAUAAACUGAAGUUUGGGAAAGUAGCUAGAGAUUCUAAGCCUCACCCUACCUUACUAACUUCAGGCCUAUGUCUAGCUAGUUAUUUUAAGAAAUUAAUAUAUUUAGACAUUACAAUCUAUAAUUUGAACUGUUUAUUUGGAUUGAGACUUAGGCUAGAAAUAGUGACUUAUUUAUUCAUUCUUUCUGAGACUAUAAUGCAAUCCCUCUCUAGUUUUGUACCCCCAUUCCUUGAUUUUUCAAUAUUUUAUUUAAAUUGGUAGAUUUGGUCUUAAGCAUUUUCUCUUUCUAACAAAUUAAAAGGCACUUAGGUGUAGAUAGAUUGAUGGCAGGCACCUUCUUUUGUAAUAUUUGGUUUUGGUCAAUUUUUAAGCUGACUAGAGUAACUAUGAAGUACAACACAAGUUGGGCCCCUGUGCACUGUAUCAUAAUGUACCGAUACUAUUGGAAUAUUGGGGUACCUUUUCCUUCUGAGUAUCUAUAAGUGACUUUAGAGUUCUAGAUCAGUUUCUUUCAGAAUAGAAUCAAGAUCUAAGACCAGAGCCAAUUGGGAGACAGGUGGAGUAGGAGGCAGGUGGGCAAGGAGCAAGGAGUGCUGUGUAAAUGAAGUCAUCAGUUUGUUGGAAGGAUUAGCUGGGUCAGUCUAAAAGCAGCUGCUUUUCUAAUGCUAAUUAUAAUUCUUUUGCAAACACUAGGUAUCCAGAACAGUGGACUCAUCUAGGCAUAUGGAUAAGCAUGUCCCACUGUUACAAUUCUCUGAUUUCUGUCUCCCAAGACACUUGCAAAAGCUACACCUUCAGCUGCAGAAUAAGGAUAAACCGGACUAAGUCUUAUUGAGGAUAAAACUCACUUUUCCCUUCUGCCAAGGGGAUUGUCACAUCUUUAACUGAUUGACACUUGGGCACUGGUUGUGCACAGAAACUGAGCUAAGUGGCAAACUCAGAAGCCGUGGGAAUAAACAUCACUAAGGCAGAGCUCUGGAAUAUGUUUAUACUGGUUAUUGCUUGUGUGUAAUACUUAGAGGAAUGGAGAAAUCAUAAAAUUUGUGCAACCUAAUUAGAACUCUGGUAUCAUAUGUUCCUUGCUGGUUUAGCUGUUGCAGGGACUGCUUUUUAUCCACACAGAGAAGAGGUGUCAUUUCACUACCAGAAUCUGCAGAUUUCACAGGCUCCCAGGCAGUGUGAGAAAGAAAGGGUUAGAUUAGAUAGAUAAGCAUAAAGCAACAUACAGUAUCUCAAGGUGUGAGUCACCGUGCGAUGCCAGACUAUUUUUAUUCUCUUGAGAGAUCGAGAGGGAUCUUUAGAUAGGAGUAGCUCUCUUUAGGAAUUGCCAUUUCCUCCUUGUACAUCCAUGGUGCCACUCUUAGGGAUUAGUCCUAUGUCACAGGACUUAAAUCCUACCUUCAUUGCUAAAACAUGCUGACAAUCACAUGCUGGAAGCAGUUUUUUUUUCCUUAUGUCAGUUUUGAAAAGUCUUAGUUGCAUUAUAACCUUUGCAAGAGAGAUUUAAAAAAUCAUCUGACUCUAAAGUAUUUGUGUUGCUUCCCUGAAGGAGGUUGGCAGUGAGUAUUGGUGUAAGAUUCUAAUAUAUGCUUAAACAGAAGAAAAAGUAAAGUAUGCAGAGAUGUCCUUUUGGUUUGCUUUUCAAUCAUGCACUUGGUUGCUAAGCAUUUUUUAAGGUUGAAGAGACAGAUAAAGAAAAUACUUGGCUCCCCUACCUUUCCAGGACCCCACUUUUGGUCACACAUCAUUACUUCCCACCCCUACCCCCCCCACCCCCCCCAGAAUACAAUAGGAAGCCUAUUGCCAUCUCUGUUCACACAUUUCUUAGCAGGAGCUAUUUGUGUGUGCUUUAAGUAGAUGUCUUGGUAUUUUAUAAAUCAGGUCAUAGCAGAGCAUAUCUAGACAGCUCCCACUGUCACCUGCAUCGUGGGUCUGUUCUGUCCCAUUAUUAUGCCAGCUCUUCUCUGCCCAUUACUGAACAGCUGGGGUUUUUGAAACAGCUGGAUGAUUAGAUUAUUUUCCCCUCUAUUUUUCACCCAGAUGCUUUAUUACUGUGUAGAAACAAUGCUGUUGUGGAACGAUGUGAAAACAAUAAUAAUAACAACAAAAUCUGUUCUGAUGUACUUGUUAUUAGAUAUUGAGUCACAAUUAAAAGGAAGUUCUGAUGUCUAUUGCUUUAGAAACAUGUUGUGCAGUUAUGUAAGCCUCAUUUUGAUUCCUAGACAAAGAUGUUGAUUUACCAACCCCCUAUUUGUUUGUUUGUUUGUUUAUUCACUUUACAUCCUGUUGGUGCCCCACAUCCCUCCUCAUACAAUCUCUCCUCCUUACUCCCUCUCCUUCUCCUCUGAUCGGGUGGAGUUUUCUCUGGGUAUGAUGUGCCCCAACUCUGGCACAUCAAGUCUCUGAAGGAGUACGAUAGUCCCAUCCCUUUAAAUACUUUUUAUGUUAUACCCGAGGCUACUAAAACGCUGCCUUGACUGCUACAUUGAUUUGCUUAAGGGAAUAUGUUUAUACACAAGGAGGCAGCACCUGGAAUUUCCACUCAGCACUAACAAGAGGAGCUGACAGCAGGCAAGCUAUAGUCCUCUCUCACUCUGUCUAUUUUUAGGUUGGUCCCUUUGUGACUGACUUCAACCCUGAUUGGGAAGCUUGAAAUUCUAAAACAACGAUGUGCUCUAUUAUGAAGAUUUUCAGACUUAUGCCACUGUAUGGUAGAGACAAAUUUAAUUCUGAUGUUGUUUAUUGGUAUUCUACCCAGGCUAAAAUUUGGAGAAAAAGCCAUGUACAGACUUCUCCUUUUCUGUUUUUUUUUUUUUUUUUUUUUUGAUAGAUGUUCCUUAUGUGCAGGCUGGGCUACGUAAAAUGCACUGAAUCUUCAGAAAAUCACAUCUAGGUGUACGGAUUUUGGUAAUAUGGGAAAAUCAUAUUUAUAAAAACAGAACAGAACAAAACAAAACAAAACAAAAAAUUUUUACCCAUUUUUUUUUCCUAUGCUGUCCUCCCUCUCUACCUAUAUGUGUGCCAGGGUCUCAUUUCUUCUUGGAGUUUGAAUUUCCAGGCUAUCAUGUUAAAAUGACACUUUUAAAAAUCAUGUUUUGUUUCCAGAUUUUUUUUAAUCAUCCGAAUCAAUAAUGUAGUAAAUAGUCCUAAUUCCAAGCUGACAUAGCUGACUCUUAGUUUAAUUUGGUUAAAGCUGUGAUAAUAGUCAGUGUUUUCAAAUAGUGGUAGUGGUUUUGUGAAAAGUAUUUUUACCUUUCAAUCCACAGAAUUUAUCUUUCCUUAAUUUAGUAAUUUAUGAAUAAAUUACAAUGAGAGAAGUGUAUGGGUGGAUGAUGGUAGAAGAUAGGUAGGUAGGGAGACAGAAAGAAAGAGGGGUAGAUAGACAGGUAGACAGUUAGAAAGAUAGAUGAACAGGUGUGCAAAAACUAAAGGAGCCUUAAUAGAAAUCAGAACUAUCAGAAGCAUGUUUUGAUAAACAAAAUGAUAUUUACAAAAAAAUCUCUUAAGUAACAUUUAUGAUAUUAUCAUUUUUCAAGUCUCAUAAAGGUAUUUUCUUUUAAUAAAUAACUGAUAAUGCUUCCAUAAAUUCUGACCUAAAUAAGGGCACAGAUUUCUUUCUUAAAUACAAAAAGGGUUGAGUGUUUGUUUGUUAGUUUGUUUUGGGUAGCUAUUCCUACUAGGUAAGAAACUUGCAGCUGGCCAAGUGAGAGAAUUUGAGGGAAAUUUUAGUAGAGUUUCCUGGAGGCUUUAUUCUGCAUUGAUAAGAUAUAACUGGCAUUUGCUCAGAUUUCCAUUUGGUUCCAAGACACUGUCUUGUUAGCUUGCAGAAAUUCCAUAUACCUCUCUCACUCUUCUAGAAAGCAGGGCAUGUCCCUCACUCCUACAGUCUCUUUUUGGAACAGAAAGUUGAUGGGCAUGCUAUGCUGUUUUCUUGAAGGUUACAGCUAUAGGGUAAGCUUGUAAUAUCUUCCCAGUGUCCUGUGGGACAUAGCUUAGACCAGGCUAAGUUACAGGGCAUUGUGCAAACUUCCUGACCCCAAUGAAAAUCCCAUUUUUUUUUUCCUUUGGAGAAAAAGAGCCUAUAUCUUCAGGACACUCUCUCAUGCUAUACCCUUGGUGGCCAUCAUUUCUAAUUGUUUCCUAAUUCUAGACCUGGUCAUGGCUGACUAUGGUGGUGAAUCUUCAUCUAAUGAAGCUCUCUCUUAAAGUAAUCUCAUUCCCUUUAAACCUCCAUUUAAGUGUUCUCAUCUCUGGAUCUUCUGUCUUGGAAAUAAGGCUUCCAAUAUUGAGAUGCAACUGUGAUGGCAUCUUCAGGUCUCUCCUGCUAUCAUUACUCUAAGAACCAUCUACUUACUCUUCUAUGAAGUGUGCCUCAGAGUACCUUGUUUGUUUUCUCAGUAUCUCAGAACUUACAUUAAAGUUCCUGGUUUGAAUCUUCACCCAAGCCAAACAAACAUUAUCUUUAAUUGAAGUUGCUCUUAAAGCCAAAACACUUGGUCAUGUCAGGAAAUAUAAAUAAAUAAAUAAAUAAAUAAAUAAAUAAAUAAAUAAAUCAAAGCCAAGUGAAUUGAAUUGCUUGUUCUUGUGGAGCAUCAGUUCAAUUCUGCUUCAUUCAAGCCAUUAGAAUCAAAUGCAUCUAGCUUCUAGCUAUUGUACUGGAGAAAUACUCUUAACUUUAAAAAAAACAUCAUUUUCUGGUAGUUCUUGGCUUUUUUUUUUAGGAAAUAGAAACUACUUGUGCCUUUGAAAUAUGAUAUACUGUUUAUUAGAUGCAAAAUCUUGAAAGUAAGAUAUUUUUCUACAUUAUUUUUGUGAAACUAUCUGAAGUAUCUGUAGACUUGAGAAUGUUUGUUGUCCUAAAUUAGUCAGCACGCCAUUAAUAUUUGAGGCUAUUUAGACAGUUGACUUGCUUGUUAAUACAUUAUAAAGGAGGAAAUGAGUUAGACAUUCUUCUUAAUAUUGUAAAUUAGAGAUAGGUGGGCAUCUAAGUAUUUACAGCUUCUGAAACACAAUGAACGUAACAACUGCUGGUAUGUUCUUUUAAAGAAGCACUUUAGAAGAAAGCAAAUGCAUUUAAGAUGCAUCUUCACCUAACCAGAGAGUGGAAUUUGGAAUUGUAUAUUUACAUUAAGUAGAUUACAUUUCUUAUCUAGUAAAUCACUUUGUAUCAUACAACAGUCUAGUGCUUGGGGAAAUACUUUGAAGCCUACAAAUUGCAUGUGAAUGACUACAGAAAAAACUUUGACAACUUGAAUGUUUGCCUCCCUGGCUGUUACACUUUCAGAAGAAAACGCCUCCUCGUGAAUGCAUUUGAAUACACAUGUAUAAGCCUAAUUGCUUUUAACUUUUAUUUUGGAUUUUGACUUUAUAAAUUGAUUAUAGUUUUUACCAUUUUUUUCUGGAAUCAAAUGGAUGGAUUUUAUGACACCAGAUAACUAUUAAUUAACAUUGAUUACCAAUAAUUGCUUAAUUAUUAAUAGAAGUAUUAAGCUUUAUACUUAAAACAGAGGAAUUUUUUUUCAAUUUACCCUUAGAGAAAUUGAUAUCACAGUCAUUUCUGUUCCUACUAGCCAUUUAGAAUGAAUUUUCAUCAGUCAUGCUUCUCUCUUCCGUAAUAUUUUUUGAACAUGUGAUUUUACUAAGUACUGUGUCUAUUUCAGCUUAGUCAUGCUACCUAUAAAAACUGGACCAUUCGCCAUGAAGAAGUAAACCUUGUGCUCUUCAUAGAACAGUAGUAAAAUCAUCCCACGAUGAAACUCUGGCCAUAAGGAUGGCUUCAAAGCACAAACUCAAGAUCAGUGUCCUAGGCAACUCUCAGACAUUUAAUGGAAAGUCCUAUGAAAUCAACUGACUCAGUCUUAUUAAAGAUCUCACAUGUUCUUAGUAGGUUCAAUGUUGCCCUAGCACUGAUCCCUCAGGUCAUUUGAGCUGUCAAAUGUUAGUUUUUAGCAAAUGAUCAAAUAAAUAACUGGGGAAUCAGUAGAGAGGGCUUAUUAUUAAAUAAAAUAGCAUUUUGUCUUAAUUUAUAUAUUGAUAGUACUUCUUUAAAUAAAUCAGAAUUAUAGGUAUUUCUUGGUUUCUCAACAAUGGAUAGCAGGGACAAAAGGUUGAAAUCUAGAUUAGUCAUCAAUACUUAGUUUGUCUUUGUAUAUUUGAAUGAGUGAUGAAAACCCAAACCUGCUACAUUAUAGUUUCAUCACAUUGCAACAAUUUGUUAUUUCCUAUGGAUGCUUGGAGGAAAACCAGCUAAGAGUCACCUUAGGCCCAACAUGGCCGCAAGUUUUCAUCACCCAACUCUACUAAGACAAUGGACAUGUUUGUGUUCAAGCAAACAAACCAACAAAAAGCAAAACCGUUUCAGAUACUCAGAAGAGGGAGUGCUUAGGAUUUUCCAUAUACUAUAGCCAUAGAGGGUUUUGGUGGAAACACACACACACACACACACACACACACACACACGCACGCGCGCGCGCGUGUGUGUAUAUAUAUGUAUAUAUAUUUGAAUGUAAAUGAAUAAAAUGAAUAAUAUGUGCUUGUUAUUUCUAUGCCAUUUUUUAAAAGAAGAGGCCAAUCAACUAUUGUGAAAGUACCUACAUUUGCAUUUAGAUUAGAGGAGGCUAAAUGCCAUAUUUCCCCUGACUUCUGCUACUUAGUAAUAUGGGAGAUCCAAAGGGAUGUGAUGUGCUCUAUCUGGUUUAACAAUUUAUGGUGUUUUGGGAUUGGAGAGAUGGCUCAAUAGGCAAAGAGCUUGCCACCAAAGAGUGAGAACCUGCAUUGAGAUCUUCAGUACCCACAUAAAGCCAAUAUGGUAGCACUGGCCUGUGCCAUGUAGUUUCUACAACACUGCUUUAAAUUUCCGGUGGUCUGCACUACCAGCCACUGACCUGGUUCCCUCAGAUCCGAGGAUGAAACACACACACACACACACACACACAGACACACACACACACACACACACACACACACACAAGCUUGCUUAUUUAUUUAUUUAUUUAUUUAUUUAUGCUUUUUAGCUCAAUGGCUGGGAACAUCUAAGCCUCCUGUGGCUAACAUGCACUUACCUUCACUUUCACCAGCUCAACACCUCUAAAUCUUCCUGUGGCUAACAUGCACUUACCUUCACUUUCACCAGCUCAACACCUCUAAAUCUUCCCUCAGCUUAGUUGCUCAGUUACCUUUAGUUCUAGCUCAACAUCCCUAAAUCUGUCCUCAACUUAGUUGCCCAGUUUCCUAAAUUUGCCCUCAACUUAGUUGUGUUUGUAAUCUCCUGCCUGUUACCUCAGGCCUAGUUGGGGAAGUGGCCAAGAGCUACUCCAUCUGAGAUCUCACAUGACUGGUGGCUCUCUCUCCCUCCAAAGCAUGGCAAAUCUUUCCUCUUCUAGCCUGUCGGUGGGAACCUGCAAGUCUUGCCUUCUGCCUAGCCAUUGGCCGCUGGCAUCUUUAUUGAUAUAUCAAGAACCAAUUGGGAAACAUAACCUUCAGUGUUCCCACACAGAUUCUUGAUCAAAGCAUCAGAUUUACCAACCCCCACACUAGCCUGUAAUCUUGGAGCUUCUACGGCAAGAUAGGAUAUGGAGACAGGAGACUCCCCACAGGUUGUGGGCCAGCUACCUUGACAAUGUAGCAGUGAACAAGAAACCCUGUGAAUACCAAGUUGAAAGGAAUGGCACACUAAGGUUAUCUUUGACCUCCACACAAAUACACACACACACACACACACACACACACACACACACACACACACACACACACACACACACAUUCUUGGAGGAUUUAGCUUGUGCCUUUAUAUUGAGAAGGUUGAAGACAUUAUUUGCUCAUUGCUUUUUGAAUGCUACACAUUCAAUUCCAUGUAUUUUUAAAGAGUGUUAUUGAAGUAUGUUUAUCUUAUGACAGUAAUAUAGUAAUAUAGGCUAAUAUAAUGACCCCAAGUAACUAUGAUGGCAUGUAGUGAAAAUGAAAGCCACAGUUAUUGUAAUAAAAACCUUAGGAGUUAUUUCAAUAACUGGUUUACUAUAAUAAUAUAACUACAUUUUGUUUUUAAUAUAUAAAACAGAUCAGAGGGAUAAAGCGUUUGUAAGAAGCCUCUUUUCAGCUCCCCUUUUUCUACAUAUCUUUAUCCUACCUCAUAGCAAUUGCCAUUUGUUUAUCAUCUAAAUUGCCUUUAUCCCUGGAUGUAGAUCACUACCAUUUAUUUUUACUAUUGCUACAUAGUUUAAUUUUUAUCUUAUUGGUAAGAUUUUUUUCACCUUUACAAAAUUUUAUUCAUUCACUGUGCAUAGUUUUUCUUGGUUAUUCCAACAUAAUGUAUAUUUCUUAACUUCAACUACUUUUUAAAUAAACGGAUAUGUGAUAAUUAUUUUCACAUAUCCAUUGAUAGUUUUUAGGCCUCUUUUUAUUCUUACUUCCAAGAGAAAGUUGAUCACUGGUAAAUAAAAGGAUUUUAAUUUCUCUGAGAUUGCCUUUUCCACAAUAGGAUGUAGCAUACUAAUAAUGAAUCUAGUACAGCAAGAACCAACUUUGGGAAAUCAUUUGCUGUUCUCCUGAGCUCAGCAGCAUGAAUCAUUUAAAUAUUAUCAAUAACAGAAUGAAUGACUGUGUGUUGACCUCAGCUUUGCCUAUUCAUAGAGUAAAUUGCUCUGGAAUGACAAAUGUUGCUUGAGCAGCUGAAGGCAAGGCAAAUUUGUUUCUAAUAGUUCCCCCUCCUCUUGUUAGUGGUCUCCUAUUCCUUCUCAUUUAUGUCAUGGAGAGCAGGUUAAUUCUAGGUCCAUUUUCUCAGUCUGGCUGGAGAUGCUCCUUUCUGUUGCCUUGUCUCUUUUAGCUCCACCACAUCAUCACUUAGGCCUUUUACUCAGUUUCAAGACAGAAAGUGUUCUCAGACACCAGCGAUCUGCAUGUCUCUGAGAAGAUUCAUAGGAAGGUCCCUGGCAGAGGAUUUUAUACUUGAACACAGGUUUUAUUUCCAUUUUCUCCUCUCCCCUCUGCUCCCCCUUGCUCCUUUUCCUCAUAUUUGCCAUAAAGGAUUAUCUAACUUUUCACUGAAUUGGUGUGUUACUGCUAAGGAAUUAAUGUGUCUCUCCUGCUUGUGUCCAUGUGCCAGCACAUUAGCACUGGAAGACUGAAGCCCAUGUCCUGGUUAAGAGAGUCAAGUUGCACAGACCCCGAGUUUUAAGGAGACAAAUGCUAUGCUUGUACUGUACUCUGGAAACAGAACAGUUUAUUCUGGAAUGAACUCAUGCCCUUGAAGAAUAGUCUGUCUGUCUAAUUUCAUGAGUAUGACAUUGUAACAACAUACUCUUAGGUCCCCUAUCCCCAUGGCCAUUGUUUUUAAAUUCUUUUCCUGAAUCUUGGAAGGGAUUUGAAGGACCCUGGAACAUCUUUUCAAAUGUUUCUCAUUUUAACCUUUCAGCCCCUCAUUCCUUAUUAUGUUUUUAUUAUCUACUCAUCUUGUUGAUGACCAAUUUUGGAAGAAUUGACUUAAAACUGGUCCCAAUCAUUCUUUUUUAUUACAGAGACAUUGUUGAAAGAAAAAUGCAAUUUUUUUUAAAAAAAAUUGGAACCAACUUAUAUUAUCCUAUAUUUUCUAUUUUUUCUAAGUGAACCUAGUCAGAGAGGACUUAACAUCCUCAGUCAUACUUAAGUGUUUUCAGGGUCCAGUCACUUCUGUGAAGAGGCAAUAAAGCCAAGAGCUACUUUACAGUUUCUAAAAUAAGCAAAUAAGGAAACUAGAACACAUUAAUAUGCAAAAUUAGGUAGACACAUUAUGAAAAUGCUUCGGGGUUUCAAGCCUCAUUCGGUGUGUUUGGAAUUGACUUUUUCAAGCUGUAAUAGCUCUGCCACUGGGUAGACAGAUCAGUAGUCAAAAGAUGCUAUGGUACCCACCAAAUCUUCAGUAUCUUGGAACAAUCCCUUGUAUCCUUUCAAGAUCCAUGAAUUCAAUGUAAAUUCCUGAGCCAUGGAUGAAUGCCAAAACUCAGUUUCAGUGCUGAGGCUAUAUCAUUGGUUAUAUGAGACUAGUCUUCAAUUUAUGAGACUAGCAGUUCUAGAGUUUAACUUUUUAUUAUUUCUCUUUCCUAUUUAUAUUUCAGAAAUCAACUUUGGAUAUAACCUAGAUUUCUUUCUUUCUUUUUACUAGAUAGACCUCCAUCCAUACAAAUUAAUUCUGCACCUGAUGAAACCAAUUUGCAUUAAUAACAGCAUAAAUCCCAGUUCAGAUUGUUAAAGGUUUUCAAUGUAAGUUAGAUUAUCACAUGCAUCAGUUGUUUUUUUUCCAAGUUUCAACCCACUUUAGAGUGUAGUGAUUUUUGUGUGUUGGCAGUUUGGCUCAGUUCCCUUGGCUGGUUCUUUUGAGAUCAUCAGAACUCUUAUAUGUGUCUAUAUGUCUAUAUGUGUCAGUGAGUGGGUAUACUCUUGGCUGACUCUCUCCAAACUGCCUCAACCAAAUGUCUGAGAAGUCAGCCAUCUUCAAAAUCCAGUGUGAUAGCCUGGGCUUCACAUGGGGCUGAGCUUAGAAGCAGUUAGAUAGGAUAAACAUGAUGGGUGGACUUCUCAAACAUCUUUCUGUAUUUUGUUUGUUUUUCUAUUAAUGCUUUAAUGAGCUAACAAGCCACAUGGCCGAUUGUAGAUUCUGGAAGUUUAGACAGCCUUUACUGUUUGAUGACAGAAAUAUGAACUAUUAGUGCCCUUUUCUUUAGUUCUUAACAGCUUAUUCCCAUAUCUUUUUCAUGAAGAAUUUUUCCCAUAAGAAAUACUAUAGAUAAAUUGUCCCUUGACAUAGAAGUGAUGCAUAGAAAAAAAAUGUUCAUCUUCGUCUAUCCCCACAGCUCUUUGCCCUUGAGCUUUAAUAUAUUUAUAGUUUCUAGAUUAUAUGUGUUUUGGGAUAUAAUAUUUCAUAAAAAUGUAUUUUAAAAUUAUCUUCAUCUAUAUUAGGUCUCAUUUCUUACACUUAUUUUUGAGUUGAGCAAAUUAUAAGCUUUGAGACAUUUAGGAUUCAUGUGUGUUUUGGCAACCUUUCUUAGUCUAGAGACAUACUUGUAGUGGUAUUGCCUAAACUUCAGGUUACCCUGACUACACAAGAAUUUCACAGUAAGCAUGUUUAUAUAUUUGUUACAUAUGCUUGUGAGUCAUUGUGGCUUCUUGUAGUUGUUGAAGAACAAUUAUUAGAAUAUAAUAAAUAUUUGUAUUAAUAAAUCUCUGGCACCUCUUUGUGCCUUGGAUUUAAACUGAAAAUGUUGCUCUCUUCUGUGAACUUAAUGUUUAUUUUCUGAGAUGUCUGGUUAGAAAAUACAAGUUCAACUUUGGUUCUAUCUUCUCUCAUGUGGAAAAUGUGAUUACUAUUACUCAGUGAAUGUCAAUAGCCUCAUCUUCUGCCCAUGUACCAUUGAAUUGGGAGAUGGUACAUUGUGCUAGAUAGUUCAGAGCUGCCUAUUAAGUACAGUACCCAUUUUGUAGUACAGUUUUAGAUGAUUUUAGAUAUGUACCCUUGCUUAUUACUGUCAUCAAUAAUAGUUCUGUUUAAAUUCUGUGUACCUAUCUAGUCAUAGUGGUUACAAAUGUGUUUUACUCUUUGGAUGAAAUGAUGAGAGAGGGUUUUUUUUUUGUUUGUUUGUUUGUUUUGUUUUUUGGGUUUUUUUUUUUUUUUACUUUUUAAAGAUCUAUUUAUUUUAUGUAUGUGAGUAUACUGUUGCUCUCUUUAGACACACCAGAAGAGGGCAUCAGAUCUCAUUACAAAUGUCUGUGAACCACCAUGUGGUUGGUUGCUGGGAAUUGAACUCAGGACCUCUGGAGAACAGUCAGUGAUUUUUAACCUCUGACCAUUUCUCCAGCUUUCGAGAGUUUUCUGAUGUGCAUGUAAUGUAACAAUGAGAGUUAGCUUACUUCUCUUCUUCCAUGUGAGAUACAUACAUAUAUGUGUGGGUCUCUGUGUGUGUUUCCUAAUAUAGGGGUAGCAAGUUCUUAACUAAUUUUUCAGAGCUCUUGAAAGAGUAAUUGCUGAAGAAGAUAAAUUUAUUUAUUUAUUUAUUUUAAAACCUCAUCUGUACCUAUCCUCAUAUAAUAAUAGCUACUUAAUUAUCUGUCCUGCUUCGCUUGGGUAGAUACUUGUGCACUUGUCUUCUUUGCUUCCCACAGUUUUAAAUAGUUUGUUCUUGCUCAUAAAUGAUGUUGCCUGCUUCCUUUGUCAUAUUUCAUUUUCAUGCUUAAGAGUUGCCUUUCAUUUCUAAAUAGCCAUUAUAAGAUGAAGGCAGGACUUGGGCAGCAUUGUGGUUCUUUAAUAACUGAAAAAAAAGCAACCAUUUUUGUGGAUACCAUCAGCAAUUAAGUUUCUCACAGCGUCAAAUUUCUAUACUCACAAGAAAACAGUGCACCUAAUGUGAUCUGGAUAUAUGGAGAUUAAAUUGUGGAUGAUGAAAACAAACCUCUGCACCUGUGGGAGCAACACUGGUAAAGUCAACCAACUGUGAAUGAAAUAUAUUUGCAAACAAUACAUAUGUGUGGAACACGUACUGAUAUUUUAUCCUGGUUAUUAUUUUAUAAACAAGACAGUUUAACAACGUUUAUAUAGCAGUUUUAUUGUGCUGGGCAUUCUGAAUAAUUCAGCAUGGUAUAAUAUCAAUACCAUCUAAGUAUAUAAUUAAAUAAAUUUUAAGAAAAAUGCACUGGAAUUCCAUAACUCAUCAACUCAAUCCUUUGCUGUCCAUAGUCCAUCUUUCCAUGUGAUCAAAAUAAGGAAAUCACUUAUUUUGUCAUUUACAUUUUUUCCAACUUGUAGAUUUUAGAGAAUUAGAAUCACCUACUUUGGUGCCUCUUGUUUCUGGUUAGUUUCCAUGAUCAUGAUAUGUUUACAUAUUGUAUUGUGUCCAUCAGCUGCUCUCAAUUUACUGUUAGAUACUGUUUGGGGGCACAGAUUUAGCCCAUUCUGCAUUAUCCAUUUACCUCUAGAUGGAUAUCAGAUAUAACUUGAUAAAUAUUGGCUUCAUUUCAACAGAUAAUCUAUCUUGAUGGAGAUUUGAUCUAUGUUGAUAGAGAUUCAGUCUACUUUAAUGCAUAUCUAUUCCAUAUUCUCUGAUAGGUGAUCCAUCUUGACGGUUACUAGACAAAUAUCUGAUUCUCUUUGAUAGAUAUUUUUUGAUAUUGAUGGGUAUCUUUUUCAAUUGCAUUUUCAACAAAUAUUAGUUAGUUAUAUUAUAAGUAUAAGCUAUUCGAAAGUAGCUCUUUCCUCUAUGGAAUGAAUCAGUGAUGAUUUAGUGAUGAUAGGGGAUACUAUAUCUCAGUCUCCAUUCUACCCUGGCCACUGGUGGCCUGCAAUAUAUUUCUUAACUUCUUUAUUAGUUUUGUUCUGAGACAAUUUUAUUCAUGGAUAAAAUGUAUUCUGUUUAUACUUUCUCCCCAUUAUCUCCCCACCCCCCCAGUCCCACCACCCCUCCCAGCUUUUACUUUCUCAGAUUCAUAAGUGUUGUUUGAGAUCUCAUUUAAUCUAUUGGAACAGAUGACAGAGAGUGAUGACUCUGUCCUUUCUGAAUUCAUAAGAAGUAAGCUGUUUGCCAGUGAGGAGUAGAGCCCUCCAUCCAUGCCUGAUGGCUGAUUGCUUAUUCUGGUGGUGAGAUCUACAGCGCUUCUGAGCUUGUGAUUUUAAUUGAAGAGAAGAUGGCAUUUCAUAGUCCAUAGUCCAUUCUUCAGGCAUUUAAUUUUUCUGCCCUCCCUUCCAUAAGUUCCCCGAGCCUUACAAGAUAUGAUAUGUUUGUGCAAACUUUAUAUGCCCCAGUACAGGGGAACGCCAGGGCCAAAAAGGGGGAGUGGGUGGGUAGGGGAUUGGGGGGGUGGGUAUGGGGGACCUUUGGGAUAGCAUUGAAAAUGUAAACGAGGAAAAUACCUAAAAAAAAAAAAACAGAGAAAAAAAAAAGGAGUGAGGACUAUUUUAGGCAUCUUGUGCAUCCAUGGUUCAUCUUGCCUAAUAGCUGGUGUGUGUUCAUGGGUAUCUGGUAGAUCUGGAUGGGUGAAUCUUUCUCAUUUCUAUUCUCUAAUUUAGCUUACAUUUUCUUUAGCAAAUCUUGUUCUUUGUACAUUGUCUGAUUGAUUAUAGCUCCAUCCUAAAUUCAUUUCAUAUUCUUAAAUUUAUUGUAUGACUUGGAUAUAUCAUUUUUCUUUAUACUUCUAGAAUACCAAUAUAAUUCAGAAUUUAUGUAAGAUGAGCUGAGCAUAUGUAAGUAGAUUUGUGACUUUUAUAAAGUUAAUUGGGUAUAGCUUCUUUCCUAAAUAAAUUCAGAUUAACUAUGCAUCAUUCUUAUCUUUUUUCCUCACAGGUUAUUUCAUCUCUUAUACAAGUUAUAACUUUGAUAGCAGCAUUGAUGAUUUCUGUAGACACCCAUGCCAACAUAUAGGUAAACCUGUAACCAUUCAAUGAAGAUCUUCUUUGAUUAAAAAAAAACACCCAUAAAUGGCACCUAGAGGGGUUUCAUUUAUGGCAACUAGUAAAUGAAAUUAUUGUUACUAAUUGAAAGUAUAAACACUUAAGAGAUUUUAGUAUUUUUACAUGACAAUUAUCUGAGCUACAGUUUUCAUUCAAGAACUUUCACAGAUGCUAAUUUAAGAAGACAAUUUUACUGUGCGUACUUUUGUGUGAGUGUUAAAGCAAGAAGCAAAUGUGAGUGCACAGAACUGUCCUUCUACAUUUGACUUUGAAGUCUUCAGCUGUAGUCUCUGGAACCUAAAACUAAUGUCUAUGCACGCUUACAGUUAGGUUCCACUUACCUGUAUCCUGUCCCUCAUCCUGUAUCCACUCUUGUCCUCUCAUCUUUGUAGUGGUUUUUCUCUUUUACAUUGUAGUUGUAUUUACAUUUCUUUCUGAAUUCCUAUGUAGGUUUCUUUUCUCCUUUCCUUUUUCCUUUAUUUCUCCAUGAGUCUCCACCUCUUUUUCCCUCUUCCCCUCUCUUACCCUCUCUCACCAGCUUUACUUCCAGUCAAAAAGAUCCUUUAGGGUGUGCUUGAAGAUCCAAAGGGAAUUAAUUUGCACACAUCUUUAUCUUGACAUUUUUUUCCUGUGAGUUUUUGCUCUUCUUACAUAGAAAUCUCAACAAUAUUGCCAGAGUAGUUCUGCAUCCUAUACUUUGGCAGAACUCCUAGAAUUAAUCCCAGUGGGAUAUUUGCUUUAGAAGCUGCCUUAGUAUCUUUGUAGUAGUAUUCAGAUUGCUAUCCAAAGAGAACUCUAGUUAAGUACAUAUCCUUAAAAUAUUUUGCCAAAAUACUUCACCACUUAAUCACUGCAAUGGCUAUAUAUAAAACACACAACUGUAUUUUUGUGUAUGUGUAGAUGUAUGUGUGUAUGCAUGUGUAUGUGUGUAAAACAGGACAUCUUCACUUACUGAAGGAGGUAAUGAAGCCCCACAAAGCCAGUUUCUCCUGUACUCCAACAACAGUAAUUUCCUCCUCCUUGCAGUGGUUUUGAAUGCACGGUGUGAGGCUCCAGGGAUCUUAUUUCAUUCCAUUUCCUGCUAAACUAAUAUUUCCUGCUAACAGUAUUCAUCAGCUUAGUCAUGAUGAUAUAACAGUUAGACAUUUGGACUUGUGCUUCCAAACAGAGACUUGUCCCCUAGUAGAGUUGGUUAGUCAUUAAAUGGAUUUGCCACUUGUUUUUUGAAAUAAUGAAAUAAUGGAAAGAAUUGUUGUUCAUGUUUGGAGGAUGCUGGAGACACGUUAUUAGAGUGAAGUGAAAGCAAGAGAAUUAUGACAAAUGUUGAUAUAUUCUUUAUAGAUGAUUCUAUGAUUACACACUGAUAUUUAUUAUGAAAGGUUGCCUGUUUGAUUUUUGUGACUGGUAUUUUAGGACAUGGUAGUGCUACUGUUGAUGGUUACCACAGAUAUAACCUUUGUAAGCUUAGCAUUGGCAUAUUGUGCAGAAUGAUCUAGUAGGAAGGCAUAGAUUCAAUAGUUUCAUUAAUAGUGAUUUUAGAUCUUGGAGUGAUAUCUUAGUCGUAAUGAACACUGGCUGCUCUUCAGAAGACAUGGGUUCAAUUCAAACCCAGUACCUGCAUAAUCACACUGGAAGAAAGUCUUUCUAUAUGUCUGUGCAUUUAGGACUGGAUUUGACACUCUCUCUGGCUCUGCAGGGACUGCAUACGUAUGAUGUUAAGAAAUGUUUGCAGGCAUCUACACACAUAAAAUUUUUAAAAAGAGAGAAACCUAUAGAUUAAAAUAGUGGAAUUCCACUUAUUUUACUUUCUGGGGAAACUGAGUCAAAGAUGAGUGUGCAGCUCAUCACUGUUUUCUUUCUCAUCCUGUUCUCUUUAAAAUGCAACAUAGUAAGUCCCAGCUAAGCAGUUGGAAGAUUCUCCUCACAGAAACAGCCCUGUAAGCAGAUCUGGAAGGUGUUUUUUUUUUUCCCCCUCUGUAUGUGCCUGCUCUUAACUAGGAGGAGGGGAUGGCUUUUCAACGAGGGGCUUGAGUGUUUGGUUCUGCACUGGAAGAAUUAGAGGCUGGGAUAUUGCUGACUUGUGUGAGACCAAAGAAAGGCCCUGCCUACUAUUUCACUGUUACAACUUUGAGUGUGCUCUGAACAGGGCAGCUGAGCUUGGGCUUCUCUUUUGACAAACAUUAUCGAAUCAUAACUAUUAUCUUGGUUCCAUCUCCACAUUGUUCUUCUUGCUGAGUCAAAUGCUGCUUUACAUAGCAGGUAGAAUGAUAGGGCAGGCAAAGAUAGGAGGGCCAGUGAAAUCGGGGCACGCUGCAGAAAGGUAUAAUGGCACCUGUCACGUGCUUACUGUGGAGCCUAGCCUGCAAUAAGGACUCACUGUUUAUUCCUUAUUGUGAUUAUCGUUCUCAUGACUUUGCUUUGCUUUUGUAAACAUCACAUGAUUACAUCCACAGUGAAUAAUUGAAACGUUUCUUACCCUUCCUCAAAAAUCAUUAUUAGCAAUAGAAACUGUUUACCUUUUGAUAUCAAAUCAGUAAUUCUUACAAAAGAUCAUUUUUUUCCUUCCGCGGCACAGCUGUACAUAAAUGGCACCAAAAGCACAUUUCAGUUCCCUGUUAAUUUCUUAUUACUGCUUAAAAAUAUCACAAGUUUAGUAAUAUGAGGCAACACAUGUUUAUUAUUUUAACAUUAUGAAGGUCACAAGUUUUAAAAUGACACUGUUGGCAGGACGGCACUCCUUUAGAAGGCUCUGAGAAGAAUCUGCUUUCUUGCCUUGUCUCCCUUGGGGACUGACCACCUACUUGUGUCCCUGGCUUUCUUCUUCCAAACAGCAAGCACUUAAGCUUCCCCCAGUCCUCUCUCCUCUGACCUGACCUGUGUACCUUCCCUGAGGUUGCACUUGGUCCAUAUACAUCAUAUGGAGUCCCAUCUCAAGAUUCGUAACUUAAUAAUGGCUAUGUAGUCCCACUUGCAAAUUUUGAAAACCGGUCUCAGAAUAUAGACAUCUGGUGGAUUCCUUGCAGUGUCUGAUGCAGGUACAUAGCAAACAAUUAUAUUUGAUGGAUGAGAUCACCAGCCUUUAGAUCUAAAAGAACACUGAUUAAAUCAACACUUUUAUUAAUGAGGAAAAUUUAACAGGUAUUAAAAAGACCUUAUACAGAAAACUGUGUGUUGACCUCAGUGACUUUUUACACUGUUUCAAUGCACCAUUUUAACACAGCACGCUCAGCUAUAAUUAGUGUUUGUUAGAGACUACAUUAGAAAUGAAUACAAAAUAGUGUUUUAGGUCAGAGACUAAUGUGUAAUCUGAAGUGAGUCACAUCUCUUGGACUUCAGUUUCAAUACACUUAGCAGAAUAGGUGGAUAUAUCAGAAUUGGUUUAGUGGCUUUUUUUUUUUUAAAGAAAAUAAUGCCUUAGGGCUGUUUGCUAAAGCCCCUGAAGUGCCUGACUGUGGCUGCAGUUGGUGUCCCACACUCUAACAUAAGCUUUAUGGGUUCUUCUCAUUCAGACUGCAGCUAAGAAAUGUUCACAAUAAGAGGCUAAGCAGUUGACACUUAUGAAUUGAUAGCAUGCUACUGUUCGUGUGAUAAACUAUUCAAGCUUGUGGUGCCAUCUGAUUCCCUGAGUUUCAUUUGUGUAAUGCAGCAGGGUACUGUUGUCACUGAGAACAGCCCGUUCUUAUGUACAAUAUGCGUGUCUUUUAUGGAGCCCACCCAAGGACAAAUUAGAAGAUGGUUCAUUGCUUCCAUUUCCUUUUUCUCUUUUGCUCCUUCUGUAGCUUGAAUUUUGGUGGCCCAUAGAGGAUCACGUCAGUCAUUUUGAUGUUGUUUUAUUUUCUGGGCUGCAUUUCAGAGAGUGGCCUGGAAUACAAGAUGAUUGAUCUUGUCCUUUGUGUUUGGUAGACAUUUCUGUGUCUCCUAGACCAGUGAGAAAGGCUUUAUUGAGCAGCCCCUGUGCUCACAAAUGAUGCUUGUCUCCAUUACUGGCCUCUGUAAAAAUAAGACUGCUGUAAAUACUCAGGCCUUUGGGAUGUGUUUUCCUGUCCUCCCAAGUGACAAAAUAGGCCCACUGCACAGGGCUGUUAAAAGAAUUUUACUAGGGUGAUGCAUCUGAAAAUACUAAAUAACAUGCCUUGCUUGUCCCAAGCAUGAAGCACCAAGAUGUGUUCAUUCUUCACAGUCUAAGAGAGAAGGUGUCAUGUCUAUAAAUACUUCUAGUACCAGGCAGGAGAUGUUGGGAUAAGGAGCUUUGGGAGUUUAGCGAGGAUAAUUCUACAUGGGUCAAAGCAUUUUCAUGGCAUUUUAGCUGGCUGUUACAAGAGGGGGAGGAUUUAGCAUGUAGAGAUAACCAGGGCUGUGAUAUUUCUUCCUGGUUCUUGAUUGAUCUCUCCUCUCACUCUCCUAUGCAUGUUUUCUGUGCUGUCCAGUGCUUCUCUUUUUCUGGCUUUGUCUAUCCUAAUCUAACUUUUGACUGCAUGUAAAUGUCAUAAAAGGAUUUUUGUCCCCAUUGUUUACUAGCUUACUGUUUUCAGACUUCCCAAAGGCAUAGACAACAUGAAUAUGUUGAUUUAUUUCUUUUUCUUGAGACAAGGUCUCACUAUGUAUCCCUGGCCUGUCUCUGCCAGGGUGCUAAGAUUAAAGGUGUGAAUCACUACACCAGUGCCAAAUACAGUGAUUUUUUUUUUACUUAUGUUUUACUCAUUUUUGCUCCUUAAAUAACUGCUGUCAGUAGCUAGGUACAUUAGUCAUAUGGUGUUGGUUUGCAGGAACCUAGGGUUUUUUUUUUUGGGGGGGGGACUCUUAAUAGAAGUAUUCAUCUCCCAUAAAAUCAAGAGUCUCUUCCUAGAGAAAAAAAAAGGCAUAGUGUGACAUUUUGUUUUUCACAUUGACUGUGGGGAUCCAGGGAUCCUGUGACCAUUGUUCACACAGCUGCAUCCACCUGUGUGAGUCACCACCAUGGAUCCUUUUAACAGCAGAACAGUUUCUACUAGCUUCUGAGACUCUGAUCAGAAAAUUGUCUCAUCCUGCAUGAGAUACGUUUUUGGAGAAGCUGUUUUCUGCUAACACAGAGACUAACCAAACUGAAAUCUGCAAUUGUAGUAUUCCCUCCUUAUUUAGCUUCAAAGUCACAUAGCCUUCACCAGGUCCUAUUUUAAGCACUUCACACUACUAUUAAAUCAGAUCUUUUCUCUCUUUUAGGUGUCAAUUGUAGCAAAAUUUUAAUACCCUUUAAAUCUCUGCACUAAACUUUUGAACCCGAGAGGGACACAUCUGAUAUUAAGAGAUACUAGAACAUACGUAGUUAAUGGUGUUGUAGAAUGCAUUUAGUUUUGGGCAUAUGUUCAUUAAGUGGCUGCAUGGUUAUCCUUUUGGACUCUUAUUAAAAUUUACUCAAGGAUUCUACAUUGGGUUUGAAAUGAAUUAUUUUUUUAAUGUAGUUGAGUCCUCUAUGCUGAUGUGUUGGAAGCUAGGAAGUCUCUAGUAUUAAAUAACUAUCUCUGAUACAGUGUCCAGGAUGAUUCUGAUACAACAUUUGCUUCCAAAAAUAGGAGCCCAUGGGAUUAUUUUGUUGUUUGUUCUUCUGCAUUUGGGCUCCCACAAGUGGCAGUUUGUUACAGGGGAAGAUUCUGUCUUCAGGUCUAUGAGCAAGAGUUGCUCAUCCAAGUGGGCAGCUCAGUGAGGCAUGGGUUACAGAUGCCGGCUCUCCCUAGGGGGCCCUGGCUACUUUCAUAACUGGUUGAUGUUUUCCUUUAGGCCAACUCUUGUCUAGAACAUAAAAAAAUCAACAAAAUAGUGACUUUGUAAAAUUUUCGAACCUGUUUAUAUGUCUUCUUUCAGAAGAGACAAAAACAGAGAAUUCAUCAAGAAAACACACACACACACACACACACACACACACACACGAGUGCAGAUACAGUUUGAUGUAUCUGAAGGAUAGACAGGAAAUAGGGAUGAGAAACUUUGAUGUUGUUCUAUUCUUACUCCAGCGUUUCUCAUUUAGCGUCUGCUUUCCUUUGCUUUGGGUAAUGUUUGCUUUAUUUACAGGUCUGGGUUCCUGUGGUACUGAAGGAACAGUUGCACUGAGUACUGAGUGGUACUCUCCAUUUGACUAAUUUACUGAUUAUAGUUUUCAGACAGCUGUAAGAAAGGAUUGUCACUGGGAAUCUGUGCAGACAUUCAUAAGCCAGACCAGGACAUGGUUCUCGGUAUUUAUGAUUCAUCAUGAACAACACUAUGCUCUGUGAGAAAGCAGGAGCUGCAGCCAUCAAAGUCACUGAGUGGCCUUUUAUGUUGUGCUGAUACACUGACAGGGGACAGUUUCAAAUUGCUGCCCAGCUCUAUGUUGGAUUACAAGCAAAUAGGAGAGAUUUUUGAAUAAAAUUUAAUGCAGCAAAACAACAACAACAACAAACAAACCACCUCAUUCUGUUUAUUUUAAUAUAGGUCAUUUUGGAGGAAGUAGCCAACAUUUUUUUUUCUUUUUUUUUUUUUAAAUUAAAUAAUGUUUAUUCACAAUAACAUUAAAAUCGUUAGGGAUAAACUAAAAUGACCUAUAAAAGGUAAAUAGUGAACAUUGAAAUACAUUGGAAAGGGAAACGCGAGAAGUCAUUGAAAUACACAACAUUUUUUUCUUUUGGAGUUUUUAUAACCAGAUAUGUCAAAGAGAUUUUACUGUAUCUUCGCCUUUGAAUAAAGUUAGAUUCCAAAUGUGACUUGUUGGAGACCUCUGAGAGCUACAUAUGUUUGUUAGCUAGAAGAAAUUAUAGUUCAUAGUAAAUUACCCAAAGGAUCAUCAUAGCUAGUCAAUAGUUGAAAUUAUUUCAGUUUUUGACAUAUUGAAAUAAACAAAGUAAAAAUUGUCUGUUUGAUUUUGUUUUCCCUAUGGUGGUGCUCCUCAGAGUCUACAGUUCUACAAUAUGCUAAUGAACACUAAAUUAGAAUAAAACCCAAAAUUACACACACUCACACACACACACACACACACACACACACACACACACAAACACCUGUCAUCAAUGUCAUAACUUCAGUCAUAAGGACCUGUAUGUGCUUAAUGUUCUCAGGUUAUUGGUGGUUUCUGCUUCCUGGAGUCUGGUGGUGAGCUGGUUAGAGAACUAUUCCAUUAAGGUAUUGGGGCUGGUGAUUGGAGCUUUGAUCACUUUGUUGUGCAUUGGAAUAUUCUAUAUGGCUUUUCAGAAAGUUCUUGGCAAGUAAGAAGUUGAAGACUCAUGCUAUAAAGCCUAAUGUUGAAUGGGAACUGUUCAUGGAGGAUGCUCAGUUAUGCCUACCAUUUAAACCUCUGUUCAUCUCAGCACUUCUGCACCCAGCUUAGGACAAAAUCUUAGCUGAAUUUCAAUAUGAAAACUUAUCAGUAACUAAAAGAGGAUUUUAAUUACAUAAAACUAAGAUAAUAAAUUAUUUGCAUUUGUUCUACUUCCUUCAUUUCAUCACUCUUAUCUGAAAUGAUGUUGGUAGAAUUAUUUGAAAGCUCUGGUCUGAGCACACUAGGAACAAUAGACAUACUUGGUUAAUGGAGCCUACCCUGGUCAUGAGAAGGGAAACAGCCUAGAAACUGGGCUGCAUAUUUGGUAUUCAUGAAAAACACAGUUAUCUCUAAAGUCAAUGACAAAUGUAGCGUUUGAUUUUUGUGAUUUUAUCUGCUAAAAUUGUUACACAUCUAACUGUUGGGUUUUUUUUUAACUGUUGGGUUAAGGCUGUUAUAAAAAUGAUUUUAUUCAAGUGCUAAUUUAUACUCUUUAGUAAUAAUUUUUUAGACUCUAUAAAUGGUCCAAGAUUCAAAUUCAAUACUCUAUUGUCUUGAUAAAUGCAAUGCUAUGUUCUUUAAGUCUAUUCCCUCUGCUAAGUAAGAUCUGUUGCUUCUCAAAUUCUUCACUUACAAAUUCUUCAGAAAGGUCCUAUUACAGUGAAUUUAAAACUUACAUGCAGUUAGAAAUCCCUACUUGUUUGCAGCCGAUGUAGUCAUUAAAAGUCUUUCUUCUUCAGAAGGUUGAAUCCUCAUUUCUGUAGUCUGAUUACAGUGAAACUCCAGAGUUAUCCUUGGUCAUAUCUAAAGAUUUAAAUUAAUUGUUUCUAAAUCAUAUUUUCAUCAUAUUAUUGAGACUAUGUAAAUAACAAUCUAGUACUAUAAAUAGAAAGACAUUUCUUUUUCUGUUGGACACACUCAGUUUGCCAGAACAGGACAGAUUCAGCAUACUAUAGAUGACCAGUACUUAAAAAAAUAUGAAUGAAUUUGGGUUCUGCAAUGAUUUAUUUAGCUGUAAAUUACAACCUUUUGAGUGACAUAGUACCUGCAGGGUGCUUGUGUAUGCUCGUUGUACAUGUUUCUGUGCUAAUGCUGGUACAUUGUGGUUUUGAUUUCAGUGUAUUUUCUUGUCCCUGUUAUAAAUUCAAACUAUGGCUUUUCCAUCUUGGUAAUAGAGUUAGGACAUCGACCUGGGAUGUAGUACCCUCAAUUGUGAGUUGUAUGUAAUCACUUGGACUUCCUUUAUACAUACUCAUCUCUUCUUACAUUUAAAUGAAUGGCUCUGACUGUUAUUAUAAGGUAUGUAUCAUAGCUAUGUAAUGUGAAAAUUCAACAUCAACCAUAGCUCUGCUGUAAAUUCAGCACUGUUGCUGUAUAAUUAAGACUCUGCAUCUGAAGACAAUAAAAACCUAAAUCAAAGAUGUGUACA
Mus musculus (house mouse) is the source of this 33019-nucleotide messenger RNA. RefSeq names its product potassium voltage-gated channel, shaker-related subfamily, member 4 (gene Kcna4). NCBI's taxonomy places the organism in Eukaryota, Metazoa, Chordata, Mammalia, Rodentia, Muridae. Bases 1138 to 3102 code for a protein of 654 amino acids. Gene Ontology annotation, molecular function: monoatomic ion channel activity; voltage-gated potassium channel activity; potassium ion binding. The transcript is spliced from 2 exons. The record is from RefSeq and is a predicted model, not a curated record. Gene Ontology annotation, biological process: monoatomic ion transport; protein homooligomerization; regulation of presynaptic membrane potential. Gene Ontology annotation, cellular component: voltage-gated potassium channel complex; plasma membrane; membrane.